Messenger RNA from Ectocarpus sp. CCAP 1310/34, 406 nucleotides. The record is from the annotation of a GenBank genome assembly. Lineage: Eukaryota; Phaeophyceae; Ectocarpales; Ectocarpaceae.
AUGCCUUUGGUUGCCGCCGCUCCCGGUCCCCUCAAGGCAAUGCGGGUGGAGGCGGAGGCGGAGGCGCGCGAGGCGGCGCGGCUAAAUCAUGCGGCGGCGAAGCUGCAGACCCUCAGCGGCGAGCUCGACGGGAGACGAACGGCGAUGCUCGAGGCCCGGAACGUGGAAGCGGGGGAAGAGACGGCGAGGAGGUGAUCGAUCAGCACACGUAGAAUUUAGAUAUCCCUUGUCUCUGGUGGUAUCUGUCUUCCUACGCGCCGACCCACGGGAGUGUUUGACUCGCUUGUUUCUGUUGUUGCUUGUGUUCCUAGGAUGGGGAUUUGGUACAGAGAACGAUCCUUUUUCCUUGCGGGGGGGAUUGGAGCCGAUGAAAUAGAGAGAGAGAGAGAAAGAGGAAGUAACCGCA